AUGAGCACCUUGGCCUUGGUACUCUUGGGGCUUGCCCUGGGGUUUAGGGCCAUUACGGCUAAGCCAGAGGAUGGCAGCUUUUGCUCUAAGAGCCAAGUGGCUUUCAGAGAUGCUUGCUAUGAAUUUGUGCCUCUCGGCCGCACCUUCUAUGGUGCCCAGAGCUGGUGUGAGGAGCAAGUAGGCCAUUUGGUUUUUAUUCAUGGUGAAGCCACCCAGCUAUUCCUGCAGAAGCACCUCACCCAGGACAGGGAACAGUGGAUUGGACUCACAUGGAAAUUGGCUUGGAAUGAUACUACAGAAGGUAGUGGGAUCUGGCUGGACACCUCAAAUGUGAGCUACGGGAUCUGGCGCCGAGGGCAGGAUGCUUCUGUAACCAACCCCUGGGGCUACAAUGGGAGAGACCCUUCCUUUGGGUGGUUGCCCUCGGACAACUGCAUGCAGGAGUUCGCCUUCAUCUGCGAGUUUGGUGUCGGCCAGAGUCUGGCCUGCGAGAACCUCAAUGCCACCAUGCACUGUGGCUCAGGGGAGGUGAUCCAGAUCCAGGGUGCUUUCUAUGGGCGCCAGACUCCCCAUUAUUGCAUCCAGGAUGCUGGGGACCCCUCAGACCUGGAGGAGGAAUGCAACUGGGUCAGCGUCAAGGAUGAAGUGGCAGGUAGGGCCCAAGGGCUCUGUAGCUCUGGCUGCAAGGGGCUGCAGGCCUGCCAGGUGGCAGCAAAUGGGACCUACUUUGGAGACCUGUGCCCCACCUGGGGCAGUAACCUGUGGGUGCAGUACCACUGCCAGGAAGGUGGACUCUCAACCACUGCGCCACCAGGGAAGCCCGAGAGUUUCAUCUUUGACAAUGUCACCAUCUCCCUUACAUGGCUCCUCUGUCCCUACAUUGGAAACCUGUCCUGUAUAAUUAAUAUGGGGGAUGGCCACACUUUCGAUCCCUACUACCCCACAAGUUUGUCCAGCAGCGUUUUCCACCAGUUCACAGCCCCUGGGGAAUUCACUGUGUUUGUCGAGUGUACAACCAGCGAGUGGAACGUGAUAGCUCAGAAGCAACUGACGAUGUGAGACAAGAUGGAGAGGCUCUGUGUGACUGGGUGUUCUGGCCUGUCCACAUCAGGAACCAGCCCUCUCUCCUGGGCAGUCUUCAGGGACCCUCUGUGGAUUCAGGUGGAGCUUGAUGGAGGAACAGGGGUGACUUACACUGUGCUGUCAGGUAACACAACCCUGGCUGAGUUCACCACGCAGAGGGGCCCGCUCCCCUACAGUGUGACCCUGGAUGGAGCAGUCCAGCAACAGAUGGGCCCAGGGAUGCACCACUUGGAGAUCUGAGCCACCAGCAAGACCACCACCUCUGCCCCCUCCAGAAACAUCACCAUCCACUUCGUGGAGCCCCUGUCAGGCCUGCAGGCCUCCUGCUCUGGCAACUUGGAGCUUGGACAGGACCUACUGGUCAAUGUCUCGGCGGCUCACGGUAUCCCGGAGAGGCUGAACUUUGAGGUGGCAGGACUCAAUGCAACCUUCUCCCAUGAGAAAGAGAGCCUUGGGGGGCCAUUUGGGACUUACCACGUGGCAGCUCCUCUUGAAGGCACCUUUCUGGUCACUGUGCUGGUGAGGAACGCCUUCUCAGACUUGAGUUUGAAAAUUGGAAGCAUCACUGUCACAGCUCCUUUCAGUCUCCAAGAACCACCUGGAACAAAGGCUCAGGAAAAGAAUAGAGAUAGAGGGGAUGUGGAGCUGUGCAUGGAACCCGGUCAGUACUUGGAUCCUUUCACGACAGUGACUCUGGGCUGGCCAGAUAGUAACAAGGACUUUCGCUUCCAGUGGGCAUGUGGGCACUGCUGGGCUCAGUGGAGCGACUGUGUUGAGAGGCAGCUGCGCCGCACAGACCAGAGGGAGUUGGUAGUGCCACCAUCCCACCUGCCAACGCCUGACUCUGCUGUUACCCUGCGCCUGGCAGUCUGGAGAGGCCGGGAGCUGGAGAACCUGGAGAAGCAGUGCCUCUGUGUGUCUGACCCCCUGGAACUCAGGCCGCGAGUCAGCUGUGAGGAGAACUGCAGGCCAGUGAAUGCCAGCAGGGGCGUUAUGCUCAAGGUCACCGUGGGGGACAAGUCUGCAGCAGCCGUGUUCAGCCGGUAUUUAGAUGACACCCUGCUGGAGAAGGCCGAGCCCCUCCCAGCAGCCUGCAGACUCCAAGGAUUCUGGCCACGUUCUUUAAUCCUCCUUCAGAGCGACACCCUGCUGCUGAACAGCUCCUUCCUGAGGACCAGCAGCCAGGCCACCGGAACCAGAGUCAGAGCAGUGACCCGGCACGCCUACAGGGAGGGCACCUACGUGAUCAGCUCACUGCCCACCUGUACCACUGCCCCAGAGAAGGGCACUGUUCUGACGAGCUUUGCCAUCUUCUGCAACGCUUCCGCCGCCCUGGGGCUCCUGGAGUACUGCUUCUGCCUGGAGUCAGUGCCCCAGCCAGUGUCCUGUCACCACAACCCACACCCAAGACAGCAGCAGGGCAUCAGCAGGAGAGACGGGGCUGCACGUGGAGGCACUCGUGUGGAGGAUGCGGCAUUCCAGGCCGCAUUGUGGGACAAUGUCACCGCCACUCUGCAGGGCGGGCAUGGCCCUGAGCAGCUCUUCCAGCUGGCCAGGUCUGUGUCAUCCGUGCUGGACCAGCAGUGCCAAGGGCCGGGCUCCGGGCAGCCACUGAGAGAGGACGCCAGCAAAAGAGCACAUCCUCUGUCUGCAGGGUCACUGCCUGCAGUCAGCACCACCUUUGGGGACAUGCAGAAGGUGCAGGAGCUGGCCAAGGCACUGAAAGAGGUGACCUGCCACAGUGAGGAGCUCACGCCCUUGGCCCAGCAGGAGGCCAGCCGGGCUCUGCAGCAUACCAGUGAGGCCCUGUUGGCAGUGAGUGCCGAGGCCCAUCCUGAGGACCAGAGGCACCAGGAGGCCACCGGAGACCUGUUCCAGGCUGUGUGCAGCGUGCUGGAAGCUUCCCUGAGGGACAGACCAGAAGAGCCUGCAGGGGCCAAUGGCAGCCAGGUAGCCAUAGUGCCCCAGCUGCUGGGAGCUGUGGGGCACAUGCAGGCUGCCGUCCUGCGGGGGCGACUGCCCAGGGGCCUUCCAGCCAUGCUGGCCGCCCCCUCCAUCUCCGUGUACACAAACAGAAUACCGCCCCGGAGUUAGCGAGGCUCCCCUGUGCAUGUUGCUGCUGCCAGCUCUGCGAACUUCACCCUGCCCGCUGCCCCCUCCCUUGGCUCCAUGGAGGACGGUAGGGUGCCUGUGGACAUAAGGAUGAAGAGUUUCCCAAAGAACCCAUUCCCAGCGCGAAGUCACUUCGAUGUCAGCGGAACUGUUGGUGGCCUCCCUCUGACCAGCCCUAGUGGACAGCUCAUCCCUGUGAAGAAUUUGUCAGAGGAUAUCGAGGUAGACUUGGGGUGCUCUCAGAAAAGACACAGCGAGCCAACUGUGUUGAACCUGACCAGACCUGAAGCUCUGUGGGUGAACCUGACUUCAGGGGGUGUGGCUUUGGGGAUCCAGCUGCACUGGAGACCUGACAUCCCACUCAUGCUCAGCCUGGGCUACGGCUCCCCCAGCGUGACCAGCGACGACGCCCAAGCUCACCUCCUGCCAACGGCUGUUCCAGAUGGGCUGUCCACAUGGAUCCUGAGCCCAGAGGACCUGCAUUUUGGAGAAGGCAUCUACUAUCUGACUGUGAUCCCCCAGUCCGACCUGGAGCCGGGCCCCGGCAGGGACUUCACAGUUGGCAUCACCACCUUCCUGUCCUAUUGUGUGUUCUGGGAUGAGGUCCAGGGGACUUGGGACAACUCCAGGUGCCAGGUGGGGCCACGGACCACCCGCUCCCAGAUACACCGCCUCUGCCACCACCUCACCUUCUGUGGAAGCACGCUCCUGGUCAUGCCCAAUGCCGUGGACGUCCGCCAGGCCGCUGAGCUCUUUGCCACCUUCGCGGACAGCCCUGUGGUCGUGACCACCAUAGGCUGCCUCUGUGUGGCCUACGUGCUGGUGGUGAUCUGGGUGAGGAGGAAGGACGCUCAGGAUCAGGCCAAGGUGAGGCUGCACAUGAAGGUCACAGUGCUGGAGGACAAUGACGCCUUUGCCCAGUACCACUACCUGGUGACAAUUUAUACCGGACACCGGAGGGGGGCAGCCACUUCCUCAAAGGUGACUGUCACCCUAUAUGGCCUGGAUGGAGAGAGUGAGCCCCACCACCUGUCAGACCCCGACAUCCCGGGUUUUGAGUGAGGAGGAGUGGAUGUGUUCUUACUCUCCACCCUGUUUCCCCUGGGGGAGCUGAGGGGCCUGCGGCUAUGGCAUGACAACUCAGGGGACCAGCCAUCCUGGUACGUAAGCCGGGUGCUGCUGGUGCAUGACCUGGCGAUGGACCGUAAGUGGUACUUCCUCUGCAACUCGUGGCUGUCCAUCAAUGUCGGAGACUGUGUCCUUGACAAGGUAUUUCCAGUGGCCACAGAGCAGGACAGGAAACAAUUCAGCCACCUGCUUUUCAUGAAGACCUCCACAGGCUUCCAGGAUGGCCACAUUUGGUACUCCAUCUUCAGCAACUCAGCUUGGAGCAACUUCACCCAUGCCCACCAGGUGUCCUGCUGCUUCUCACUGCUCCUCUGAACCAUACUGACCACCAUCAUGUUCUGGGGUGUCCCCAAGGACCCAGCUGAGCAAAAGAUGGGCUUGGGUAAAAUCGAAUUCACUUGGCAGGAAGUGAUGAUUGGGCUGGAUGAUUGGAUUGGGCUCCUCACGUUUCCCAACAACCUCCUGAUCGUUCAGAUUUUUUGGAACACCCGUCCUUGGGUAGCCAAGGAGCAGAACGCUGGGAAAUGGGAUGGGGGGGCCCCCAGCCUGGCCCCCUCACCGCAGCCUGUGGAGGAUGCUCUGACACCUGAAGCAGUGACCAAGGAUUUGUGGAGACUCGUCAGCUCCUUGUUCAAAGCUCUGAAGGUGCCACCCCCUUGCUCGGGCUGGGACUUCGCGAACUCAAUGGACAUCAACCAACUGCUGGCCUUGGUGGAAGACGUCGUCUGUCAGCAGAACAAAGCAGGGCAGGUGUUCUGGAAGGAAGCCAGCCAGACAGGGGGCCCUUUAACACUCACUCUUGGGUCUGUGCAAGUGAAAGAAGAAAUGCAGUGCCCCAGGCCCGAGGUGGGCCCAAGAGACGCUGGGAAGGACAGUGCCUACAGGCAGUGUCUCUACCUUCUGGAGCACCUACAGCAAGAGCUGCUGUUGCUGGAGCCCCAGGGCUUUUCCCAGGGCCAAAGCCACACCCAGGCACUGGGGCAGCUGCAGACCCUGAAGGGUUGCCUAGGGGGACAGCCCAGAACCCCGCCUCCAGCACACUCCAGCUCCGGGCAGGCGAGCAAGCCCCCUCGAGGCCUCCCCUGGUGGUGUGUCCUGGUGGGCUGGCUCCUGGUGGCAGCCACCAGCGGAGUGGCAGCCUUCUUCACCAUGCUCUAUGGCCUGCACUACGGGCGGGUCAGCCCCCUCAAGUGGCUCACCUCCAUGGCUGUCUCCUUCGUGGAGAGUGUGUUUGUCACCCAGCCCCUGAAGGUGCUGGGGUUCGCUGCUUUCUUUGCGCUGGUGUUGAAGACAGUGGAGGAUGAGGAGGAGCCUGUGGCCCCCCUCCCGGGACGUGUCUCUGGCCCAGACCCCUCUGCCUUGUUCCAAGCACGAAGAAACAGCAGAAGGGACAUCUACCAGAAGCCUCUGGCCUCUGACGUUGAGAAGAUGAAAACCACCCACCUCAAGGAACAGAAAGCACUUGCUGUAAUCAGAGAAAUCUUGGCGCACCUGGGCUCCCUGUGGAUGCCGCUGCUGGUGGCCUACGGGCAGGGGGACCCCAGCGCCUACCACUUCAACAGACACCUUGGGCACAGCUUCACCUGAGGCUUUUCAGCCGUGCUGGACUUUCAGGACUUGCUCACGUGGGCCAACACCACCCUCAUGAGCAACCUGGACAGUCAUCACCCAGGCUUUAUCACCGAUGGGAACUCCAAGCUGGUGGGCAGUGCCCAGAUUCGCCAAGUGAGGGUCCAGGAAAGCUCUUGCGCUCUUGCCCUGCAGCUGCAGGCUUCCCUUGAUGGAUGCCGUGUGCCAUAUUCCCUGGACGUUGAAGACCUGUCAGACUAUGGGGAAGGCUGGAAUGCCUCCGUCCUCAAUAACAGCAAUGACUUUUCCCAGGCUUGGCAGUACCAGAGCCAGAGCCAGCGCCGAGGGUAUCCCAUCUGGGGCUAACUCACUGUGUACCGGGGAGGAGGUUACGCGGUCCCGUUGGGGACUGAUCGCCAAAGUGCAUCAAGAGCCAAUACAGGGAUGGGAAACUUAGUACGACGUAAAGUGUCCGCCACCAGGCAACUGUCGGAGGAAGGAGAGAUCAUCGAUUUGCUACUGAUGAAGAUACUCAGUUUCCUGGGCAUUAAAUGUAAAAGACAGGAGCCUGGAAGCAGCAGUGAGCGGCCUGAGUUGCUGUCAGAGGCCUGGGCCCCUCAACCUGUAUCAGCUGUGCCCCAAAUUUAA
Molecule: messenger RNA, 6540 nt
Organism: Lagenorhynchus albirostris (white-beaked dolphin)
Lineage: Eukaryota; Metazoa; Chordata; Mammalia; Artiodactyla; Delphinidae
Product: polycystin-1-like protein 2
Biological process (GO): detection of mechanical stimulus
Cellular component (GO): membrane
Molecular function (GO): protein binding; carbohydrate binding; calcium channel activity
Source: RefSeq, a predicted model, not a curated record